This is a messenger RNA of Penaeus monodon (black tiger shrimp), 684 nucleotides long. RefSeq lists its product as uncharacterized. The record is from RefSeq and is a predicted model, not a curated record. The coding region runs from base 1 to 684 and encodes 227 amino acids. The transcript is spliced from 3 exons. NCBI's taxonomy places the organism in Eukaryota, Metazoa, Arthropoda, Malacostraca, Decapoda, Penaeidae.
AUGGAAUUAAACACCGGAAUUUGUGUACAACGGGCAAUAACGGAGAAGGAGGCUAAGAAGAAAUGGGAAAUCUCCCUAGCCGAGAGAGAUGAAGAAUAUGAGACCAAGAAUAAAGAGGCAAAGAGAGCAGUGGCAAUAGCUAAGAGCAGGACUUACGAUCAGGUGUAUGAAGAUCUAGACAGCAAGGAAGGACAGGGAAAGUAUUUCUCUAAAUUACUGAACGAGGAAAAUGAACGGCUGAUCAGAGGUGAUGGUGACGCUAACCAGGGUGCAGUCUUGGAAAUAGCAAGGAUAGAGGUGCAACAGGCGCUGAAGAAGAUGAAAAACGGGAAAGCCACGGGGCCAGACGGCAUUCCCAUAGAAGCCUGGAAAGCGAUGGGAGAGGAAGGCAUUGACGUAAUAUGGAUGCUGAUGGGGAAAGAGAUGGAUGAGGAGAAUUAUAGAGGCAUAAAACUAAUGUCACAUACUUUGAAACUAUUAGAAAGAAUAAUAGAUGACCGAAUAAGACAGGAAGCGUUUAUUAGAAGACAACAACUGGGCUUCAUGAAAGGAGUAGGAACGGUGAACGGGAUAUUCUGCCUUAGACAAACAAUGGAAAAGUAUCGAGAAAAGCAAAAAAUGUUACACAUGUUGUUUAUAGACCUAGAGAAAGCUUAUGAUAGAGUGCCGAGACAGGAAGUGUGA